CCCCCUACACCUCUCCUCUCAUCUCUUUCUUCUCACUUCACAGAAGAAGAAGAAGAAAAAAUAUCUAAUACCAUUACCACCACAGUUUCCCCUCUCUCUCUCUCUCUAGAAAACCCACAAAGCAAAGCAGAAGGAAUGGAAAGAAAGCCACAGUAACCCCAAAAAAAAAUCCCUCUUCCUUCCUUCCUUCCAUCCUCUUCCUUUUCCUCAACCCUAGAGGCGAAAUUUUAAUCAUGAGCCAGCAGCAGCAGCAGCAGCAGCAGGUGGAGGAGUCGCUCCGGUCGCUGUCGCUGGACUACCUGAACCUCCUCAUCAACGGCCAGGCCUUCUCCGACGUCACCUUCAGCGUCGAGGGCCGCCUCGUCCACGCCCACCGCUGCAUCCUCGCCGCCCGCUCCCUCUUCUUCCGCAAAUUCUUCUGCUCCUCCUCCUCCCAACAACAGCCCGACUCCCCUUCCUCCUCCGGGUCCGGACCCGACCCGGCCUCCCCGAGACACGUGGCGGCCGGGAUCGGCGGGGCGGGAUCCCCUACGGGCGGGACCAGGCAGGGCGGCGUGAUCCCCGUCAACUCCGUCGGCUACGAGGUCUUCUUGCUCAUGCUCCAGUUCUUGUACAGCGGGCAGGUCUCGAUUGUCCCGCAGAAGCACGAGCCCAGGCCCAAUUGCGGGGAAAGAGGCUGCUGGCACACCCAUUGCACCUCCGCCGUCGAUCUCGCCCUCGACACCCUAUCCGCCGCCCGAUACUUCGGCGUCGAGCAGCUCGCAUUGCUCACCCAGAAACAAUUGGCGUCGACGGUGGAGAAGGCGUCGAUCGAAGACGUGAUGAAGGUCCUCAUCGCAUCAAGGAAGCAGGAAAUGCACCAGCUUUGGACCACGUGCUCCCACCUCGUCGCCAAGUCGGGCCUCCCGCCGGAGAUCCUCGCCAAGCACCUCCCCAUCGACGUCGUCGCCAAGAUCGAGGAGAUCCGACUCAAAUCCUCCAUCGCCGCCCGCCGCAACUCCUCCACCGCCUUCCUCCCUCACAAUCAUCACCACCACCUCGCCGCCGACCUCGAGGACCAGAAGAUCCGCCGCAUGCGGCGGGCGCUCGACUCCUCCGACGUCGAGCUCGUCAAGCUCAUGGUCAUGGGGGAAGGCCUCAACCUCGACGAGGCCCUCGCGCUCCACUACGCCGUCGAGAAUUGCAGCCGCGAGGUCGUGAAGGCGUUGCUCGAGCUCGGGGCCGCCGACGUCAACUACCCCGCGGGGCCCGCGGGGAAGACGCCGCUCCACGUGGCGGCGGAGAUGGUGUCGCCCGACAUGGUGGCGGUUCUCCUCGACCACCACGCGGAUCCCAACGUGAGGACCGUGGACGGGGUGACGCCGUUGGAUGUGUUGAGAACCCUAACCUCGGAUUUCUUGUUCAAGGGGGCGGUCCCCGGGCUGGCCCACAUCGAGCCGAACAAGCUCCGGCUCUGCCUCGAGCUCGUGCAGUCCGCGGCGUUGGUCAUUUCGAGGGAGGAAGGGAACGACGGUGGCGGUGGUUCGAAUGCGAGUAUUUAUCAACAGGGUGGUGGUGGCAGCAGUGGCGGAGGCGGGAAUCUGAAUCUGGACUCGAGGUUGGUUUACUUGAAUUUGGGCGCACCGAUGGGAUCUUCGUCGGGGCAGAUGGGGAUGAAAGGGGAGGACGAGAAUCAGAAUCGAAACGACGCGACAAUGUACCAUCAUCAACAACAUCAUCAGCAUCACCACCACCACCACUUUCAGUAGUAAUGCUAGUAGGAAGAAGUAUUAGUAGUUUCGAAAUUUGGUUUAUUAUUAAUCAUCUCCUUUCUCUACCCAACUUAAUGUGAUCUUGAUCAUGAUUCGAUCUCUUGCCUUGAUUAUGAUUGUUGUUACUUGAAAUGGUGUUUUUGGGGAUGGGAAAGAAAGGGGGAGGGGGGCAUGGAGAGACAUGAAUUCUUAUGAUCAUGAUUAUGAUAAUGUUACUCCAUGGAGAUUAGGAUUAUGAUCCUUUAAUUACUAUCAAUGUUGGUGGUUAAUUAUUAUGCUUUUGUUAUAGAUGAUGUUUAAUCUCUUGAUUUGGUGUCUCUUUAUUAAUG
This is a messenger RNA of Linum tenue, 2080 nucleotides long. The record is from the annotation of a GenBank genome assembly. NCBI's taxonomy places the organism in Eukaryota, Viridiplantae, Streptophyta, Magnoliopsida, Malpighiales, Linaceae.